Molecule: messenger RNA, 1277 nt
Organism: Morus notabilis
Lineage: Eukaryota; Viridiplantae; Streptophyta; Magnoliopsida; Rosales; Moraceae
Product: protein MID1-COMPLEMENTING ACTIVITY 1
Exons: 7
Coding region: 88-1254 (388 amino acids)
Biological process (GO): cell surface receptor signaling pathway
Source: RefSeq, a predicted model, not a curated record
CAACUUCCAAAAAUCACCUCUUUCUCUCUCACCUGAAAUUUCUCACUAGAGAGUAGAGCCGUAAGAACAAGUACUAAUAACAACAACAUGGGAACCUUUUCGCAGCCAUAUUAUGCAGCAGGGACUGAUGCCGUGACGCUAACGAGCAUGAUCGCGGCAUCGGCACGCACCGCCGCGACCCACAGGAGGAACUGCGAGCAGCUGGCGGAGCACGCGAGAGUGAUCGGAAACCUCCUCGAGAAGCUAAAAGCGACGGACCUGGUGACGCUCCCGGCCGUGAAGGAGCCGUUGGAUGGGCUGGAGGAGUCUCUGAAGAAAGCGCUGGAGUUGAUUGAGUGCUGCAGAGACAAGAGCUGCCUGUACUUGCUUGCCAUGGGGUGGAGCGUAGUCUAUCAGUUCCGCCACGUCCAGGACGAGAUUGAUCGUUACCUUAGCCUCGUGCCUUUGAUUUCUCUCGUUCAUGAGUUCCGCUUGCAGAAUCUGAAGGAAGGGUUGAAGGCUAUAGAAGAGGACCAAAGAGACUAUACACUUGAUGAGGAGGACGUUGAGGCUCAGAAAGUGAUUCUGAAACCGGACAGAACAAAGAAAGACGCAGACAUAUUGGAGAAGUCUCUAUCUCGCAGAUAUCCUGACUUGGGUUUCCACGAGGCACUUCAAGAGGAGAAGGAGAAGCUAAACAUAGAACUGCAACGAUCAAGAACAAAUAACGACCCCGACCAAUGCCGAGUUAUUGAACACCUCAUUGACGUGACUGAAAAUGUUGUUAAUGCACUUCCAAGCAAAAAAGUUAAGAAGGUUCUAAGCAAUGAACCGACCUAUGUGGUAUCUGGGGAUAUUACCAAUGGAGAUUUUGAAUUGAAGACGGACAAUGAAGUUCAGUCAGAAUGGCAGGCUGAUCUAAUCGGCUGUUGCAAUGAGCCUUGUCUUAGCUUGAAGACCUUUAUCUAUCCUUGUGGAACAUUUUCGUGGAUGGCUAAUAUAGUGUCAAGAGGAAAAAUAUCUCGUGAACGAGCGAUAAACAACCUGCUGGCAUAUUCACUAGUUGGUGGCUGUUGUUGUUACUCCUGCUGUAUGAGAAGGAAAUUGCGAGAACUUCUUAACAUUGAGGGAGGUUCCUGUGAUGACUUUUUAACUCACCUGAUGUGUUGCUGCUGCGCAAUGGUCCAAGAACGACGUGAACUUGAACUCAGAAACUUUGAGGGUUGCCAAGGAAGAAAGAUGAUUCCUCCACCAUUCCAAUACAUGAAAACGUGACGAAUCCCUUGCAUGUUGGGUUG